CAAACUGGAGAAAAAAGUCGAAUUUACUUGUUUCUUACGCAAGCAUUAAAAAAAUACACACAUUUUGCUAUAUUUAAAACCACUUCGGAUUCAGACCUUGAGCACUUGAUACGACCUAAGAAAACCUUAACUCGAUUUACUUUCGUGUUAUUGCUUGUAGGUUCGUUCACUGCGUUACAUAUUGUAUUGAACUCUUAAUAAUUAUAGUUAACAGUUUUUAAUACCUAAAUAGUUCAAAGUGCAAGAUAAAGAGGGUUAUUGAUAUCUAAACAUUGCGAUACAAUUUUUGUGAAGUGCUGUGAUUACAUCUUAAAUAUCUAAAACAAGGGAUAAAAACUCGCUAACGCGGUGCGGGAUAGCGCGGGUGAUGUGCGGGUGUGCGGGACGUCUCCACCCCGAUUGUCAUGUCGACCUGUCGCAAACUAGGUGCCAGUAAACGUCAUGGGUCGGCAAAGCUGCAUUGGUGGUAUAUUGGCUUUCUCUCUACUGGCCAGUGCGUUCUGUCUUCCAACAAGUGUUUCAAGAAGUAGGAGACAAUCAUCUGAUUCAUCAAAUGGAGAUUCAACGCCAAAUGCUACCGAUGACAAAGAUGUAAAUAACGAAGUAGACUUUGAUCAGCCUGCACCAGUGCCUUUCAAUGACGAUGAUGAUAACGACGAUGACUUCCCCUCCUACCCGCAAAGCGACUCAUCCGGGGGCGGUGGCAGCAACUUGUUCAGCUUGCUUAGCUUAGUUACAUCUUUUCUUCCAGGAUCAAGCAGUUCAAGUGGGCCAAUACAGAAGUAUUUAAAAGCAAUCGUUAAAAGCAGUAAGCCUAAGAUUAUUAUUCGAAGAAAUGGCGUGAGUAAUAAUGAAAUCGAUAACGAUUAUAUAGCUGACUUAAAACCACCUCCAAUUUUAAAAGAAUUGAAUAAAAGUACUGCUAAUAUUGAAAUAGAAAAUUCCAAAAGCGAAUCGAAUGAAUCUGAUAAUGAUAAUAACACCGAAGAAGAAAGUUUGGAAAACGAUGAAGAAAGAAAUGAGUCAGAUGAGAAUUCUAUUGAUAUCGACGACGAAGAUUAUGAUGAACCACCGGGAGGGGGAGACGGCGAGGGUGGUGGCCUUUUGGGUCUUCUUGCUGGUCUCAGUGGAGGAGAGGACGGACAAUCUGAUUUGGGAUCAUUACUUGCGACAGUAAGCGGAAUUAUUGCAAAUCUGAGCGGUGAUGGUAUCGAUCUUAAUGCUCUGAUUGCAUCUGGAAUUGGCCUCUUUGUUGGAUUAUUGUCCGAAGGUGAAGAAAAUCCAGGUGAAAUAUUAGCAAGCUAUCUGCUUACGUCAUUAGAUACAAUCACAGGUGGAGGCGCGAAAAACAACGGUGCCUUUUUUGGUAAAUUUUUAAGGAAAUUAGUGAAAGGCACAAGUGCUGGAGGUGAUCCUGACGCGGACUCAGAAGAAAAUAACAUGGAAACUAAAGACUCAGCUGGAUUCUUUGCAAGCUUCCUAAUGGGUCUUCUUGGAGACAUGUCGAAAGGCAGUUCAGGGUCCUACCCCAUGAGACGACACGUUCAGAACAAUCUAUUGCAUUGAAUGAUGAAGAUUUAGAAAUACUGCAAAAAAGUGGAUACCAAAUACUCCAAAAAUAAAUAAAAACCUUAUUACGUUUUUUUUAUUAUAGUUUGUAAUUUUUUAUUGAAAAAUAAAUUAUUUGCCUAUUAAAUAAUCAAUUUUGUGAAGGUACAUGCCUGUUUAUUUAUAAUUUUAUUUUAAUCGUAUAUAUUUAUCAUUUCUAAGCCUAUUUCAGAAUUUUUAUUGUCAUC
Messenger RNA from Maniola jurtina (meadow brown), 1796 nucleotides. RefSeq lists its product as uncharacterized. NCBI's taxonomy places the organism in Eukaryota, Metazoa, Arthropoda, Insecta, Lepidoptera, Nymphalidae. Bases 442 to 1566 code for a protein of 374 amino acids. The record is from RefSeq and is a predicted model, not a curated record. The transcript is spliced from 10 exons.